Messenger RNA from Striga asiatica, 663 nucleotides. The record is from the annotation of a GenBank genome assembly. Lineage: Eukaryota; Viridiplantae; Streptophyta; Magnoliopsida; Lamiales; Orobanchaceae.
AUGAGUCCUCGAUCGACUCUCGGCUCAAGAGCUGCUUUUCUUCUCCUCCUUUCCCAUUUUCACUUAACCCAGCUUAAAUUUUUCUCACCACCAUCAGUUUCACUUUUACCUCCAUUUUCUUCUUCGGUCGAUCUCUCGUUUUGUUGGACAAAGGUGACAUCAGCAUUCUCGGGAGCUGCUUUUUCCACCUUUGCUUCCACUUUCUCCUCAGUCGAGUGGGGCCCGACUAGAGGUUCUUCUAAUAUUCUCGGAUUUUUUUUCAUCGUGUUCUUGUUGCGGCUCGUUUGGAGGAGGCACCAUCAAAUCCAAAUUCUCACAACUAGUGGCUCCGCUCUUCGAAUCCUCGCUGUCGUGAGAUAUUUUCCCGGAGUAGCUUGUGGGGUCCACACGCUUUGUCUCGAGCCGAUCGUUGACCAAAAAAUCGGUGUCGAGCAGAAGGUUCGGUGGGAGCAAGUCCUUGUGCUUCAGCUUGAUGAUCUCUCUCUUUUCUUUGGGGUCUUUCCUUGGGCUGGAUGUGCUGACGGCUGGGGAGGGCUUUUUGGAAGGAAGACAGCCGACGGGUUGUGGCAGCGGAGGAGGAACGGCUGCAAAUGGGGAACUUACAGAGUUGAAGAGUAUACAAUAGGAAGUGGAGAAAUCAAAGAUCGCAACAACAUUAGGUAA